AUGACUCUCAAUGAAAGUGAUACGGCUGGUAGCCACAAUCGUUUCAAUGGUGCCUCCAUUGCCCAGCCUGAUGAGAUAGGUCCCCCUCGCUUGGGGGUGGCGACCAACAAAUGUAUAGAAAGAGAACCGGAAUUGCAGCAAGAACAGCAGCAUCAGCUCAAGUACUGGAUGGAGCAUUUGAUUUCGAGCCGUCCUGCAGAGUUCAUAUGCGAUAUGCCACGCCCUAACAUUUUGUCCGGCCAAGUUGAUCAAGAAAGUUUGCAGAUCAAAGGCCCAUUAUAUGAUAAAAUACACCAAUACUGCGAAUCUCGCGGCGUUACUGCUUUUGUCGUACUAUUAGCGGCUUUCAGGGCUGCUCACUACCGACUGACAGGGGCAGAAGACGCUACAAUUGGCGUUCCCAAUGAGAGCCACUGGAUUGAGGAAUCGAGAAAUGUGGCAGAUGUUCUGAACAAAUUUCAAUGUUUUCGUCUCAUUAUUGAUAAUGAAACCUUUGAGGAUCUAAUAGAUCAAAUUAAGGCCACGGCUGCUACUAUGAAAGCUAACAGAGAUGUCUCGGUUGAGAAGCUCGCUGCGCUUUUGGAUCAUGGAAGAGAUUUUUCCCUCCAGCCGCUCAUACGAGUCGCAUUUUCAUUCCAUUCUCAAGAUAUCCACCCGCCAAAGACUUCCAUGAAUUAUGAUACAGAUCUAAGCUUUCAAAUAUUUGACACUCAUAACACUUUGAAGUGCUGUGUUGCAUUUUCAAAGGAUCUCUACGAAAAGAGGACAGUGAACAAUAUUCUCACCAUUUUUCAGAAGGUAAUUGAGGGUGGCUUACAUGAACCAACGGCACCUAUCAAAACGAUAAACCUUCUGAAAUCUGAAAACUUCAAUACACUUGACAAGAUGGGGUUGCUUCGAGUCGAAAGAACUGAUUACCCUCGCGAACUGAGUGUGGUAGAUGUCUUUCAGCAGCAGGUCACCGCCACCCCUACUCGGACAGCGAUUAAAGACCGCUCUGGCUCUGUAACAUAUACUCAGUUGGAUGAAAGAUCAAACAAAAUUGCCUCUUGGCUCUUGGGACAAUCCUUGGCACCAGAAACGCUGAUUGGUGUUCUGUCAUCAAGAUGUUCUGAGACUGUUAUCGCCUUUAUGGGAAUCCUCAAAGCAAACCUUGCAUAUUUACCGCUGGACACGAAGACUCCAGAUUACCGGAUGAAGGCCAUUAUAUCUUGUAUUAUGGGCAGAAAGAUAAUUCUCCUGGGUCCUGAAACGGAAGCGCCUGCUGACCCGGGUGAGAUCGAAUAUGUACGCAUUUCCCAAGUCCUUGAUGGUGCGAGUAAGAACAACGACAUCUCAAGCGAACCAAUUGGUCAUAUUUCACCCUCCGCUACAAGUCUUGCUCAUGUCUUGUUUACUUCUGGCUCGACAGGCCAGCCAAAGGGCGUCAUGAUAAAUCACCGCGGCAUUGUACGGCUCGUUAAGCAAAGUGGUAUUAUGACAUAUGUUCCUCCAGGCGGCGUUACAGCUCAUAUCUCGAACAUAGCUUUCGACGCUGCGACUUGGGAGAUUUAUAGUGCGAUCUUAAAUGGUGGUAAACUGGUCUGCAUCGACGAGAUGACAGUACUGGACUACGCUUCCAUGAGUGAGAUCUGUAUUCGUGAGAACGUUCAGACUGCACUAUUCACGACGGCAGUUUUCAAGGAGUAUGCUCGAAAUGCUCCAGAACUAAUGGCCUCUCUAAGCGCUGUUUUUGUUGGCGGUGAACGCCUUGAUCCCAACGACCUUCCUCCCUCAUUGCGAGCAAUAGCUGGAAAGAUCAUCCAUUUGUAUGGACCAACGGAAAACACGACGGUCAGUACAAUGUACUGCUUGCAACGAGCAGAGUAUUGUAGUAAUGGCGUGCCUAUUGGGCGUGCCGUCAGCAACUCUGGCGCAGUUGUCAUGGAUUCAAAGCAGUGUCUGGUCCCGUUAGGAGUCAUUGGGGAGCUAGUUGUAUUCGGCGACGGUCUUGCUAGAGGAUAUCUAAACCCUCAGCUAGACGAGGGACGCUUUGUAUUGAUCCAAAUUGGCGAUGAAUCUGUCCGAGGCUAUCGAACAGGCGACCAUGUGCGCCAACGCCUAGAUGGGCAAUUGGAAUUCUUAGGGCGCAUAGAUGGACAGGUCAAAAUAAGAGGACAGCGUGUUGAGCUUGGAGAAGUUGAAUGCGCCCUACGGAGCCAUAAGCUUGUUCAUGACGCUAUUGCUGUUCUUCACUAUGGCGAUACAGAUGGGAACUCGGACGACGCUCGCAUCGCCGGAUUUGUCACAACUAGCGCAGAGCUUGAGGAUGAAGCUCAGAAUGGUGACGAAUCUCAGAUUGUUUCCAUGUGGAAAGAUCGAUAUGAUGCUGACUCGUAUACCGGAUUCAAUGACAUUCGACCGGAGGCUUACGGAAGAGAUUUUACUGGUUGGACAUCUAUGUUUGACGGAAAAGACAUAGAUAAGGCUGAGAUGAAUGAGUGGCUUGACGAUACGAUAGCCACGAUCCUCAGUGGCGGGCCUCCGGGCCAUGUGCUUGAGGUUGGUUCUGGAUCUGGCAUGAUUCUUCUUAAUAUUCUCGACGGUCUGCAGAGUUAUGUGGGACUCGACCCCUCCGAACGAGCCAACAAUCUCAUUGGAAAAAUGUCGAAAUCGUUGCCCGAGCUAAACAACAAGGUGACUAUGUAUAAGGCCACAGCUGCAGAUGUUUGCCGGUUGGAAAAAGCUGCUGCCCCGCCUGAUCUAGUCAUUUUGAACUCUGUGGCCCAGCAUUUCCCCAGUCAGGAGUAUCUAUACCAAUUUGUCGAAGAUUUGCUUCAAUUGGGUACGGAAAUGACUCUAUUCUUCGGUGAUAUUCGGUCUUAUGCAUUGCAUAAAGACUUUCUCGCUGCCCGCGCGCUGAGAAUGGCCGGAGACGAGGUCAAGUUAGACACCAUUCGCCGAAUGGUGGCAGAUAUGGAGAGAAUAGAGUCGGAGCUACUCGUCGACCCGGCGUUUUUCACAGGCCUGGUGUCACGAUUACCAGAUCGUAUUGAGCACGUCGAGAUCAUACCCAAGAAAAUGAGGGCGACUAACGAAUUAAGCUGCUAUCGAUAUACUGCAGUUGUGCAUGUGAAAGCUGGUGGGCACCAAGCUUCUGCUACUGCAAUCAAGAAGCAAAUUCGACAUAUCCCUCAAAGUGACUGGAUAGAUUUCGUGGAACGAGGUCUAGAUCGAGGUUCACUCUUACACUUGAUUCGGGCAUCAUUAGACUCAUCUACCUCUGCGCUAGCCAUCAGCAACAUCCCUUAUACGAAGACCAUACUCGAGAGACACAUGGUUGAAUCAAUCAGGACCGAGAAAAGCAAUGACUUUGUUGGAAAUUGGGUCUCUCACAUGCGCCAAAGAGCCGAGAGCUGCGCUCAUCUUUCAGUCACUGAUCUGCACGCUCUUGCUGAGGAAGCGGGUUAUUCUGUCGAGAUUAGCUGGGCCCGACAGUACUCCCAACGAGGCGGACUGGAUGCAGUCUUCCAUCAAUAUGCAUCAGACAAGAGAAAAGGAAGAAUCUUAUUCGACUUCCCCACUGAUUAUCAGAAUCGUCCUUAUGCGUCGCUCAGCAGUCACCCUCUGAAACAUCAAAUUAGACAGAAGACACAAGAGCAGCUCUACGAGUUGGCGAAGACACAGCUGCCUCAAUACAUGAUACCUCAGAGCAUAACAAUUCUGGACAGUAUGCCGGUCAAUGAGAACGGUAAAAUUGACCGCCGAGCUUUGGUAAAUAUGAUUGAGUCUCGAAUAACGGAGAGGGCGUCAAUACAGCAACCUACAUCAGAAGUUGGACGACAGAUGCAGAUGAUUUGGGCCAAUAUUCUUCAUAUGGAGCCAGAAACAAUUGGUAUCAAUGAUAGCUUUUUCAAUCUUGGAGGGAACUCGAUUUCCGCGAUGAAGGUUGUUGCUGCAACUCGAAAAAUUGGAUGGAAGCUCUCAGUGGCUGAUAUCUUCCGAAGCCCAACUCUAUCUGAUGUGUCAAUGGUGGCGUGCAUGUCUACAUCAAUCACAACCAGAAUCCCAUCAAUUCCCAAAAAAGGGUUCGUCCAGCAAUCUUAUGCACAGGAACGCCUUUGGUUUCUGGAGCAGCUCUAUCCUGGCUUAGCAUGGCAUCUAGUUCCAUGUGCAGUCCAUUUUAGAGGGCCGCUUCAACUAGAUGCUCUAGCUUCUGCCCUUCUUGCCCUUGAGCAGCGACAUGAAACCUUGCGGACAACAUUUGAUACGAUCGAGGGCGAGAAUGUUCAAAAAGUACAUCCAUUCAUACCAAAUAAACUUCGGAUUCAAAAUAUUACGGCUGAUAAGCCGAACAGCCUCGCGGAAGCGUUGCAUAAGGAGCACACGACUCCGUUUGAUCUGCGCAAAGACCCCGGCUGGCGGGUAUCUGUUUUUAAAAUGGGCGACGAACAUCAUGUGCUAUCUAUUGUCAUGCACCACAUCAUAUGUGAUGGGUGGUCUCUUGAUGUUUUGCGUAAAGAGCUGGCCAUUCUGUAUAGUGCUGCUCUUCACGGGAAGGACCCUCUCUCAGCCAUUGAACCACUGGCUGUGCAGUAUAGUGAUCAUGCUCUUUGGCAGAGACAACAAGAUCAAAUUGAUGAGCACAACCGUCAGCUCGAGUAUUGGGUAACGCAGCUUGAAACAAGUCGACCUGCAGAAUUACUCUGCGAUAAGCUCAGGCCAUCUACUAUAUCAGGCAGGGCAGGUCUGCACGAAUUAAGAAUCGAAGGGACAAUCUACAAGAAUCUCCAAGAAUUCUGCAGGAAAUACCAAGUAACACCAUUCAUGGUCCUUUUUGCGGUUUUCCGGGCCGCUCAUUACCGGCUCACGGGUGUUGAAGAUGCUACAAUAGGAACGGCCAACGCAUGUCGUGACCAUUGGGAGCUAAAAGACAUGAUUGGCCUCUUUGUUAAUAUGCAGUGUAUAAGAACAAAGGUCGAAAAUACCACAACACUCGAGGGCCUAAUUAGAGAGGUUCAGGCCAUGGUUACUGCGUCCUUUGCUCACCAGGAUGUCCCAUUCGAGAGCAUUGUGUCAGCGCUAAGGAAAGAAAGGGACCUCUCCCGCAGUCCACUCGUCCAAAUUGUGUUCGCUUUACACUCGCAGCUAAAUCUUGCAGAGUUUGCUUUAGAAGACAUCGAAACUGAACUGAUGACACCUCCAAUGGGUUCAAGAUUUGAUCUUGAGUUUCACCUUUAUCAGGAGAAACAUGGCUUGAAAGGACAAAUCAUGUUCUCAACUGAUCUUUUCAACCUCAAUACGAUUGACAACCUAACGUCAGUCUUCCUCCGAAUUCUGAAACAGGGACUCGCCAGCCCGAGUGCCGCGAUCGAAUCGCUACCUUUGAUGACAAAAGAAGAGUAUGCGAAGCUCAAUUCUAUGAAGCUCCUAGAGAUGGAAACAACGGAUUAUCCUCGGAAUUACAGUAUAAUUGAGGUCUUUCAGCAGCAGGUUUCUGCCACCCCGGACAAGGUGGCAGUGAGAGAUGGCCCUACCAGUCUUACAUACUCUCAGCUUGAUGACAAGUCAAAUCGCCUGGCCCAAUGGCUGCAUAAGCGCUCAUUUGCUUCGGAAUCGCUUGUUGGUGUUCUUGCUUCUAGAUCUCAUCUCACAAUUAUCGCCUACCUGGGAGUGCUCAAGGCCUGCUUAGCUUAUCUUCCCUUGGACCCAACAAGCCCUCUUGGUCGAACUGAGGCCAUUCUCUCGUCAGUCAAAGAUUGCAAGCUAAUUUUAGUUGGACCCGAUGCUGAGAAUCAUGCGAAGCUGCUGGAUAGUGUUGAUUCAGAAAGUAUCACAAGCAUUCUCGAAUGUCCCGCCGACUCUAACGGAUGCAUACUAAAGCCGCUCAAUAACAUCUUUCCUUCACCAAAUAACCUUGCAUAUGUCAUGUUUACUUCGGGCUCCACGGGCCGGCCCAAGGGUGUCAUGAUUCAGCAUCGCGGUAUUCUUCGACUAGUUGAAAACAAGAAAAUGGUCCAGAAUAUGUCAGGUGCCGUAAAUACGGCGCAUAUAGGGAAUGUGACAUUCGAUGCGUCGACGUGGGAAAUUUAUCCCACGCUGCUAAACGGUGGCACCCUAAUAUGCUUUAGUUCUAUGGAAUUGCUGGACUAUAAAACGCUGCCAAAAGCCUUUGCCGAUGAGAGCGUACAAGCGAUGUUCAUUACGCCCGCUUUACUGCGGCAGUAUCUGGUUCACUGCCCAGAUCUAUUUCGCAGAAUUCAUAUUCUCUAUAUUGGCGGAGAUCGGCUUGACCCGGAAGAUGCAUUUGCUACGCUGAGAGUAACCACAGGCAAAGUUAUAAACGCCUAUGGACCAACUGAGAAUACUUGUAUUAGCACAUACUUCCACGUUUCCAGCCCUAAUCCAGAGAAUUGCGUGAAUGGAGUACCUAUUGGUCGUGUGUUCCCGAAUUCUGGAGCUUUCGUAAUGGACUCGCGCCAACAACUGGUUCCUCUCGGUGUUGUUGGAGAGCUUGUUGUCACCGGUGAUGGUCUUGCAGGGGGAUAUACUGAUCCAAAUUAUGAUCUGAACCGGUUCAUCUCGAUUACAAUUGCUGGAAACGAGACGAGAGCCUAUAGGACGGGAGAUUACGUACGAUACCGUCCAGAAGACGGGCAAUUGGAAUUCUUCGGCCGAAUGGACAAUCAGAUCAAGAUUCGGGGCCAGCGCCUCGAGCUUGGUGAAAUUGAGCAUGGCAUGCUCAGCCACAAUGCUGUCAAUGAAGCUGCUGUAGUAAUUCGACAAAGUGGUGAAGCUAGCCAAGAAGCAACAAUUGAUGGCUUCAUUACCCUUUUUGAACAUGACCAUGCUCUAGAUGUAUUGCUAAAUGAUGAGCAAGAAUAUCAACAAAUCCAAGUUUCUGAUGUGAAAUCCAACAUUCAGGCCCAUGGCUCUUUCGAUGAGGUCCAACAGGAAGCUGUUGGCCAAGAUGUUUUAGGAUGGACUUCAAUGCUCGAUGGGGGUAAGAUUGACAAGAAUGAGCUGAACGAAUGGCUAGACGACACGAUGCAUACCAUGCUAAAUGGCGACUCGCCUAAAGAGGUUCUAGAGAUUGGAACGGGCUCUGGCAUGAUACUAAUUAACCUACCAAGCAGCCUUCAAAAAUAUGUUGGCCUGGAGCCUUCGGAACGAAACAUUGAGGUUAUUAAAAAGCUGGUCGAAUCAAACCCGUCCUUGAACAGUAAGAUUCAGAUGUACCAAGCCACUGCUAAGGACCUUAAUCAGUUACACCUCUUAAUAUCGCCCGAUCUGGUGAUUUUGAACUCAAUUGUUCAAUAUUUUCCAAGUCAAGACUAUCUAUUCCGAGUCAUAGAAGACCUGGUCAAGUUAGACGGGAAAGCCAAAACAUUAUUCUUUGGGGAUGUCCGCUCCUACGCACUGCACAGAGAAUUCCUAGCGGCUAGAGCUUUGCAAAUUUCGUCAAAGUAUGCGAAUGUGUCUCUGGAGGACUUUCAACACAUUAUGGAUGACUUGGAGCGCGCAGAGUCAGAGCUGCUUAUUGAUCCUGGGUUUUUCACCGGGUUAAGAGACCAUCUGCCUGAUCAUAUUGAACACGUCGAAAUUAUUCCAAAGAUGAUGAGCGCUACCAAUGAGCUUAGUAGCUACCGAUACACUGCAAUUGUGCAUGUCCAGGCACAGCACCCACCAUCCACGGCGAACUCGCAGCAUAUUCAUGAGAUUGAGAAAGAUGACUGGAUUAAUUUCGAGGAACAAGGACUCAAUUAUCACACUCUAGUUCAAAUGUUGAAUAAUCCAUCAAAUGCAAAUGGGAUAGUUGCUGUCAGCAAUAUCUCCAAUGCGAAGAUGAUUUUGGAAAGAAGUAUAGUCGAUGAGUUCAAUGCCAGGAAUGCUGCUUUUGAUAGCACAGAUUGGCUUGCGACUGCAAGACAAAAAGCCGAAAAUUAUGCAUCUCUAGCUACAAUUGAUAUAAUGACCUUGGCAGAAGAAACAGGUUACCAUGUCGAGAUAAGUUGGGCUCGACAAUUUUCGCAACGAGGAGGUUUUGAUGCUGUUUUUCAUCGCCACCAGAAGAUCGAUGGAUCAAGAACGCUGUUUAAUUUCCCCACUGACCAUUCAAACCGAUUACCCCAUACACUGAGCAGUCACCCAUUACGACAAAAAUUGAGACUGCAGGCCCAAGAGCAGGUUCUUGAAAUGCUUCGUCUUCAGUUGCCAUCCUACAUGGUGCCCCGCACAAUCACCGUGCUAGACAAGAUGCCCAUCAACAGCAGCGGCAAACUCGAUCGCCAAGCACUUGCUAAGCAACGUGUUAAUGGGAAAUUGAGGCGACCAGUAGAACAGCAGCCAACAACGGAGGUACAACGACAACUUCAGUCAAUAUGGGCCAAAGUUCUGGUUAUUGACCCGUCAACCGUGGGACUGGAUGACAACUUCUUCCAUUUAGGUGGAAGUUCUAUUGCUGCGAUGAGGGUUGCCGCUGAAAUUCGAAAGGCUGGCUACCAUGUUACUGUGGCUGACAUUUUCCGUCAUCCAGCACUACGCGAUCUCUCCAGUCAAACUCACCCAAUGGCGACCAAUGUCACCGAAGAAUUUGCACCCUUCUCCCUCUUAGGCGAUGGAUUUAAUAAGAUGGAAUUCUUGCAAGAGCUUUCGAAUCUCUAUGGCAUAGAUCCCGCACUUGUCUGCGACGCAUACCCAUCUACGUCUUUGCAGGAGGGCCUCCUGUCCCUCACCUCAAAGCAAAAUACAGAUUAUGUGUUGAGAGCAGUGUUCAAGCUAUCAUCAUCAAUUGAUGCACAGAAACUGCGAAACGCAUGGGAAACAAUAUUUUAUUCCCUACCCAUCUUACGCACUAGGAUUAUCCAACAUCGCACACUCGGUACCGUCCAGAUUGUCAUGCAUGAAAAGAUUCAAUGGGAUAGCGCAUCCAACAUAGAUGAAUAUCUCAAGACGGAUAGUAAACUGCAAAUGGGACCUGGUCAACCACUUACACGGUAUGCAUUUAUUCAAGAUAAUUCAGGAUUGGACAGGUGGCUUGUGUGGACGGUUCAUCAUUCUCUCUAUGACGGGUGGUCACUGCCGCUCAUCCUGGAUUCGGUCAGAAAAGCCUACCAAGGCAGCGAGAUAAAUCCAGGACCACAGUAUCAGGCAUUCAUUAAGUAUAUCAAGAAUCAAGACGAUAUUCAGGCUACCCGAUACUGGAAGGAGAUGUUGGAUGGCAGUGGAUGCGUCUCCUUCCCAACACUACCCCCUUCUAUAGACCAACCUACAGCUGACGGAUCUGUCACUCACUGCAUUUCACAGCCAGGACAAAGACGCUCUGGUAUAACAAAGGCUAACUUGGUUCGCGCCUCAUGGGCUCUCGUGGUUGGAAGAAUGACCGCUGCAGAAGAAGUUACCUUUGGUGCUACAGUAUCUGGGAGGAAUGCACCAGUAGACGAUAUUGACUUGAUGAUGGCGCCGACUUUUGCAACAGUCCCAGUGCGAAUUAAGCUGGCUCAAGCUCACAGUGUGGGCGAUUAUUUAACAAUGGUGCAGGAACAGGCAACAGAGAUGAUUCCGUAUGAACAAAUGGGAUUACAACGAAUUGCUUCCGUGUCUCCAGAGGCAAAAAACGCUUGCCGAUUCCAAACGCUCCUCGUCGUCCAAUCACAGCACGCUGACGAUAUAAGCAUGCAAGAUGGAAUUGAGUUGGACCAAGACUACACACAAGGACGGCCAGCCGAUACCUACGGCUUAGUUCUUGAGAUAAAUAUCAUGGAGCACAUUAUUAAAGUUUCCGCAACAUUCGAUUCCAGGAUGAUCGAACCCUGGAUGGUGAAGAAGUUACUGGAACGGCUGGACAAUGUUAUCAACCAGCUGGACCAAGCAAGCCCAGAGCAGCCACUAUCGCAAGUCGUAAUAAUGACAUCUCAAGACAUCAGUCAAAUUUGGGAGUGGAACCGCAAUGUCCCUUUGCCGAUAAACCAAUGUCCACACGAGCUAAUUGAGGAGCGAUCAAAAACCCAUCCUGCUUCUAUGGCUGUUUGCGCCUGGGAUGGAGAACUCACUUAUGGGGAACUCAUGCGCCUUGCUGAUCACCUUGCUCAGUAUCUGACGUCACUGCAGCCAAAUAACGGAACCAUCAUUCCUAUCUGCUUUGAGAAAUCCAUGUGGACGAUAGUUGCGAUAUUUGCAGUUCUAAAAUCUGGUGCAGGCUUCGUCCUCCUUGACCCAUCGCUCCCAGAACAACGACGACGGGUAAUCAUUCAACAAGUUGAGGCAAACAUUAUUUUAUGUUCAGCUGCUCAAAAGGCAUCAUAUGUAGGCCUUGUACCUAAAAUUAUCACUAUCACACCACAAUUUUUUGCAAUGCACUCGCCGAUCCAAUCGCCGGUCCACCGCUGCAAUCCCACUUCACCAAUGUACGUUAUAUUCACAUCAGGAAGUACUGGAACACCAAAAGGCGUUGUUGUUACUCAUGGUAACUAUGCUACGGCACUUGAACAUCAAAAAUCGGACUAUGGGAUCACAGAGAACUCAAGGUUUUUUAAUAUUUCAUCUUACAGUUUUGAUAUGUCGAUUGAGGGCAUUUUCCGACCUUUAUAUGUUGGCGGGUGUGUAUGCGUGCCGAAUGAGCAAGAAAUGAGAACCGACUUGGUUAAGAGCAUGAAUAAUCUGAAGAUAAAUUCGAUGAUAACUAUACCUUCGGUACUUCGAUUGCUAUCCCCAAGCCAAGUACCCAGUCUACGGACCAUACUGAUAGGAGGAGAAGCUGUCUAUCGCCAGGAUGUUGAGCAAUGGUGGGGGAACUCGCAGAUUAUCAACUUAUAUGGACCCAGCGAAUGUACCCCUGUAACCGUUGUUAAUAAUUCGCCUGCAAGCCCUGAAGCGGCUUGCAAUAUCGGAACAGGGGUUGGCUCAGUGACUUGGGUCGUGGAUCAAGAUGACCACAACAUUCUGGUGGCUCCAGGAUGUGUAGGUGAGCUUGUUAUAGAAGGCCCACUAGUUGGUCCUGGAUACCUCAACAAUCCGGAGAAAACCGCGACAGCAUUCAUCAAAGACCCUCUAUGGCUUUUGAGAGGUGCUCAGGGCCAGACAGGAAGGUCUGGUCAAGUUUAUAAGACAGGCGACUUGGUUAGCUACAACAUUGAUGGCAGCUUGAGAUACGUCGCCCGGAAAGACCUUCAGAGAAAGAUCCGUGGCCAGCGCAUAGAAAUCGGCGAAAUAGAGCAUCAGCUGGAGAGCCUGUUGAUUCACGAUGGUCAAAUAGUUGCCGAUAUCAUCGAGCCACAAGGUGGCAAUUCGAACCAACUGCUCGCAGUGUUCAUCAAAAGGACAAAUGCCCCGGGCCCAAAUCGGGGUAGCUUACAGGAUGCUGGGGUAUCCGUAUCAGCAAUGCCAUCAUAUGUAACCCGUAAGCUCUCCGAGCGUUUACCUCAUUACAUGGUGCCCACGGUACUCUUCACUUUACAGGAUAUGCCCAGGAGCAUAUCAGGAAAGAUUGAUCGUCAACAGAUUCAUCGAAUAGGUGCCUCAUUUACAACUCAACAACUGGCAGAAAUGCAAACAGCGAUGAACGGGCCGAAGAAACCUGCGAGAUCGCAAAAGGAGCGGCAGAUUCAAGAAAUUUGGGCAAGCAUACUGGAGAUCGAUCCAGAAUCGAUUGGCCUUGAUGAUAGUUUUGUUCAUUUGGGAGGGAAUUCCAUCAUUGCUAUGAAGAUUUCUGCAGAAGCUCGUAAAUAUGGAAUCCGACUUGGUGUUGCCGAUAUAUUUGGUCGUCAAACGUUGCGCGACAUAGCUGAACAGGCUUAUGUAUUAGAAAGUUGCGAGGACGCGAUUCCAUGUUUGCAGCAGUCUGGGCCUGUGGAACAAUCGUUCGCCCAAGAACGCCUAUGGUUCUUGGACCAACUGCACUCCAAUCUACAAUGGUAUAUGAUGCCUUUGGCGUUUCGUUUACGAGGACCACUCCAGUACAAUGCUUUGAAAGCUGCUCUUCAGGCAAUUGAGCAGCGUCAUGACACUCUGCGAACCACGUUCGAAUCAAAAGACGGCAUCAACAUGCAGCUAGUCCACGCUUUCCAGCCCCGUGAGCUGAAAGUGACGGAGAUACCAUCUUCGAAUCAAUCACAUUCUAUCCGGCUGCUUGAGCUGGAACAAACCAGACCAUUCGAUCUUGGGACUGAGCCUGGCUGGAGGGUAACACUUUUCAGGCUCUCGGAUAAUGACCAUAUCUUGUCAAUCAUCAUGCACCAUAUAGUUUCUGACGGUUGGUCAGUUGACAUAUUACAGAAAGAAUUGGCAGUAUUCUAUUCUGCAGCUCUUAGAGGUGACGAAGAUCCGACCUCUUUGGUUGAUCCACUACCCAUUCAAUACGCCGACUAUUCAAUUUGGCAGAGGCAACAAGGCCAAGUCGAUAAUCACUUGCAUCAACUUAACUUUUGGACUGAACAUUUACAGUCAAGUAAUCCCGCUGAACUGCUCUGUGAUAAACCAAGGCCACCAUCUCUUUCGGGAGCAGCCGAUAUUUACCAUCUUAGAAUCGACGGAGCUCUUUAUCAUGAUCUUCAGAUUUUUUCUAAGCUCCAUGGCGUAACUCCAUUCGCAGUAUUGUUAGCAGCAUUCAGAAUUACCCAUUAUCGCCUAACAGGUGCUACGGAUGCUACUAUUGGAAUUCCCAACGCAAAUCGAGACCGUUGGGAAUUAAGAAAUCUAAUCGGAUUUUUUGUCAACAUGCAAUGCAUUCGAACUGUUGUAAACGAACAAUCUUUUGAAACAUUUAUCGGGCAAGUUCAUGAUGAGAUGUUGCUAUCUUUUGCGAACCAAGACGUCCCGUUUGAAAGGGUCGUGGCAAGCCUAGAAAAGGAUAGAGAUUUGUCCCGCCACCCUCUGGUGCAGAUUGUUUUUGCCCUUCAUUCACAGCGAGACCUUGGAAAGCUCAAACUUGAAUCUAUUGAUGCGGAGCCUAUCAACCCGUCAACCACCUCCCGAUUUGAUCUCGAGUUCCAUUUCUUUCAGGAAGACGAAGCUCUGCAAGGCGAAGUAAUUUUCUCAACAGAUCUGUAUAACAACGACACAAUCAGCAACAUGACGGCCAUCUUCCGCACCACUCUAGAGCUUGGAAUUACCUAUCCUACCAUGGCAAUCGAUUCCUUGCCAUUACUCAGAGACGACGAUUUAUUCACGAUGCGGCAAUUAGGGUUAUCUCAAAUCCAACGGACGGACUACCAGAGGGACUCCAGCAUUAUUGAUGUCUUUAGUCAACAGGUAAUUAAGCAAGCGAACAAAGUGGCUGUUAAAGAUUCAACUAGCCAAAUGACGUAUACUGAAUUGGAUGAGAAAUCAACCAUGCUGGCAAACUGGUUGGCACGUCGGGCGCUGGCUCCAGAGACAUUGAUCGGAGUACUUGCCAAUCGAUCAUGUCUUACGAUCGUGGCAUUUUUAGCAAUAAUCAGAGCUAAUCUCGCUUAUCUGCCUCUAGAUACAAGAACCCCAGCCGGCCGUAUGGAGACAAUCUUGUCCUCUAUUUCAGGUCGGAGACUUGUCUUACUCGGGCCUGGAGUGGCACGCCCGACCUUAUCCCUCCCCAGUGCUGAAAUUGAAUUCGCCUCGAUUGAAGAGAUUAUAGGCAAACCGACUAUGAAUCUGGGAAAGAAUCUCACGUUAUCGAGCCUACCGAAUGCAAAGAGUCUGGCAUAUGUCAUGUUCACUUCUGGAUCAACCGGCAUGCCGAAAGGAGUGAUGAUUGAACAUCGAAACAUCCUCCGGACUGCAGAAAUAAGCACCACAAUGCAGCACCUUUUGCCUGAACUAGUUAUAGCGCACGCAUCAAACAUCGCAUUCGAUGCUUCGACCUGGGAGAUAUAUACUGCUCUGCUAAAUGGUGGGACAUUGAUUUGCCUUAGUCACACCACCUGGUUAGAUUACCGCAUUUUGAGAACAGCCAUUGAAGAGGAGCAUAUCCAAGCUUUAUUUAUCACACCAGCACUACUUAAGCAGCAUCUUCUUCACCGUCCACUCCCCAUUGGCGGAGUAGAGGUGCUCUAUGUCGGAGGAGAUCGUCUUGAUCCUCACGAUAUUGCAAUUGUAAGGGACCUGACGAAAACUAAAAUUAUAAAUGUAUAUGGCCCGACCGAGAACACCAGUUACAGCACGCUAUACGAGAUCACGGAUCAAGAACCUAUGACAAAUGGUAUCCCCAUCGGUCGCCCAUUGAGAAACUCUGGUGCCUAUGUAGUUGAUUCGCAGCAACGAUUGGUACCUCUUGGGGUUGUUGGCGAGCUUCUAGUAACGGGCGAUGGCCUCGCUAGAGGUUAUGUGGAUUCAAGACAAAAUUCAGGCCGGUUCGUUUCUUUUAAAGUAAAUGGGGAAGUAACCAGAGGCUAUCUCACAGGCGACUAUGCCCGAUAUCGCAGUGAUGGGCAGCUGGAAUACGUUGGCAGAAAGGAUGGACAGGUCAAGAUUAGAGGCCAGCGGGUGGAAUUAGGAGAGAUUGAACAUGCAAUGAAAAACCACAAAUCUGUUCGUGACGCAGUUGCAAUUAUAGUGCAACAAGAUGGCGAUACAAACGAACCACAAAUUGCCGGAUAUGUCACCCUUCACGAUGAUAAUAACGAGAAAUCGGUGGACGAUGAGCAGGAAUAUGAGCAAGUCAAAGAGUGGGAAGACCGUUUUGACAUCGAAACAUAUUGCUCUCUCGACAAUCUCCACCCUGAACAGCUCGGAAGAGACUUUGUAGGAUGGACAUCCAUGUACGAUGGUGAGAACAUUGACAAGGGUGAUAUGAAUGAGUGGUUGGAUGACACUAUUGAGGCGAUACUUGGAAGUAAUCCCGCCGAGCAUGUCUUGGAAAUAGGGUCAGGCUCUGGAAUGAUUAUGUUCAACCUGAAGGACGCAUUGAAAUCAUACGUCGGCCUUGACCCAUCAGAGCGCGCUGUCAAUUUAAUAUCCAGAAACCUCAAAAUUCUCCCCGCUCUCAAGGAGAAGACAAAGAUAUAUAAGGCAACCGCCACGGAUUUGAAUCGGCUAGAAGCAAUCACAUCAUCAGAAUUUGCUGUGCUGAAUUCUGUUGUGCAGUAUUUCCCUAGUCAGGAUUACUUGUUUAGAGUCAUUCAGGACCUUGUUAAUCUUGGUGGCAUCAAGACUAUUUUUCUCGGCGACAUCCGCUCUUACGCACUUCACAAAGACUUUUUGACCUCGAGAGCAUUACACUUAUUGGGCGAUCAUGCGACAGCUGGAGAAGUGACACGGGUUAUUUCCGACAUGGAGCGAGCAGAAUCGGAGUUACUUGUUGAUCCCUCUUUUUUCACCAGCUUGCCAAGCCGAAUACCCAGCAUAAAACAUGUUGAGAUUUUACCAAAGAGAAUGCACGCAACUAAUGAGCUCAGUUGCUAUCGUUACGCUGCCGUUAUCCAUCUUGUUUUGGAGAGUGAGCGAGAAGUUGUUGUGAUCGAAGGUGACAAAUGGAUAGACUUCGAAGAGCAGGGCUUGAAUGCCGAGGCAUUAAAAAAACUGUUACAGAAUCCUUUGGCUCCAUCUAUCGUGCCAGUAGGCAACAUUCCCAACGCAAAGACAAUUCUUGAGCGGCAUAUCGUUGCAUCGUUAUCCGAUCAAAACCGGAACGAAACAAGCUCAUGGCUAUCUACAGCUCGUAAAACGGCAGCAGCCUGUUCCUCACUAUCUGCGAUCGACUUGGAUUUAAUUGCUCACGACUCGGGAUAUCAAGUUGAAAUCAGUUGGGCUCGCCAACAUUCCCAGCGCGGAGGACUUGAUGCUGUGUUCCACCGUAGCAAGUCUGCCGAAAGCAAAGCCAAAAGCAAGCCCCGAAGACUCUUCCAAUUCCCAACUAAUCAUCUUAACCGGUCUUACCACACUUUCACUAGCCAUCCUUUACAACAUCACCUCCGGCAAAAGAUCCAACAUGAGAUCAAAGACAUCGUGCAAUCCCACUUGCCACAGUAUAUGGUACCUCAUUUCAUUGCAGUGAUAGAUCAGAUACCCAUAAAUGAGAAUGGCAAAGUCGACCGCCGAUGUCUUGUACAAAGUAUGCCGAUACAAAAACCACGAGCUAUAGUACAGCCUACCACGGACAACGAAAGGGAAAUGCAACGGAUAUGGGCAGACGUGUUAAAUAUAGCGCCGGAAAGUAUUGGAAUUAAUGACAGCUUCUUCUACCAAGGAGGAAGCUCGAUAGCCGCAAUGAAAGUUGUUGCUGCGGCCCACAGAGCUGGAUAUGAGCUUGCCGUCGCAGACAUCUUCCGCACCCCGAAGCUCGGAGAACUCGUCGCAUGUAGCUUUCAGCGAAUCAGCAAGGUCACUGAGAUAAUCCAGCCGUUUGAGUUGUUCAAGAAUGUGGAUAUAAACUCCCUUAUACGAGGUGUAUCAACUCAAUGUCAGCUACAACCCGCUAAAAUUAUCGAUGCGUAUCCAUGCACUCCGUUACAGGAGGGCCUUUUAGCCUUGACCUCAAAACGACAAGGUGACUAUGUUAUGCAAGCAGUCUUUGACAUUCAGCCUGGAGUAGCAGUUGAGAAACUGCGCCAGGCAUGGGAAACCGUCUUCAAAGCAUUGCCACUUCUGCGCACUCGAAUUGUUCAGCAUGUUGAUCUUGGUAUCAUACAGGCAGUAAUCGACGAAUCAAUUUCCUGGGUCGAGGCAACUGGCCUAGACGAGUAUCUCGAGGCCGUACAGAAGUUACCAAUGGGCAUUGGCCAGCCACUAACUGCCUUUGCCAUAGUCAGUAACACUACAGGAACGCCUUCAUGGCUAGUAUGUAGCAUGCACCAUGCUUUAUAUGAUGGAUGGUCUCUCUCUCUUAUCAUGGAUGCUGUGAGCAAAGUAUAUCUAGACGAGCAAAUAGACCAGGGGAGCCAAUUCCAAGCCUUCAUAAAGUUUAUCAAGGAACAAGAUGAGAACCAGACGAUGGAUUAUUGGAAGACGUCUCUAGAAGGCUACGAUAGUGUGCCAUUUCCAUCUCUGCCACCGUCAGUUACAGAGCCAAGGACGGAUACAUUCCUAGAAUACACUAUUCCUCAUCCGCAAUCGCAAUCAGACAUCACUCCGUCGAGUUUGAUCCGUGCCGCAUGGGCUUUAGUGGUUGGUAGGAUGACCAAUACGAAGGAUAUCGUUUUUGGGGCCACUGUUUCUGGCAGGAAUGCGCCUGUGUCUAACAUAGACAGAAUGGCUGCCCCGACUUUUGCAACCGUGCCCGUUCGUAUCAAGUAUUCUGCCACUCAGAAGAUUUCGGCAUACUUAUUGGCAGUGCAGCAACAAGCUACCGACAUGAUUCCAUUUGAACAAAUUGGAUUGCCUCGCAUAUCUCAUGCGUCUGAAGCGGCUAAGUUAGCAUGUGGGUUCCAAACAAUACUCGUUAUUCAACCAGAGGAAAUAAAUGACAUCCCGGACAUUUUGGGGAUGAACCGUCGGGAUGAUAGUUACAACACGCAGCUAUCAGAUCCCUAUGGCAUUAUACUUCAACUGCAGCUCAGCCAAAAGGGAAUUCUUGCUUCAGUAGGAUUCGAUUCGCGAGUCAUGGAGCCGUGGAUAGUCGACAAGCUGCUUGAGCAACUUCAAAGUGUUAUGCACCAGUUAGACUGUGCAAACUCCAACCAGACACUAUCGGAAGUUAAUUUGGCCACACCUGAAGAUCUGGAGCAGAUAUGGAAAUGGAAUGCAACGGUUCCAUCGCCAGUAGACCGGUGCGUUCAAGACGCUAUCGAGGACAGGAUCAUCCAAUCGCCUGCCGCAGAAGCCAUUUGUGCUUGGGAUGGCACCUUGACUUAUGGAGAGUUAUCUCGUCUCUCUACAGAGUUAGCGGUACAUCUCAUAAGCCUCGAGGUUGGCCCGAAUAUGACGAUUCCGCUCUUAUUUGAGAAAUCUAUGUGGACUACCGUGGCAAUACUUGCCGUGUUAAAGACUGGCGCUGCAUUUACUCUUUUAGACCAAGCCCACCCAUUGGAGCGCCUCCGAGCAAUUAUCAGCAAGGUCACCGCGAAGUUGAUUCUGUCAUCGAAAGUGUUGCAGGGUCUAAGUUCUAAAUUAGCCAGCAGAACAAUCGCAAUCGACUCGGAAUUUUUCGCCAAUCUUCCCAAACAAUCUUAUACUCUACCACCGUCUCCGCCUCUUUCAUCUCCUAUGUACGUAGUUUUCACCUCGGGUAGCACUGGAACGCCAAAGGGCGUAAUAACAUCUCAUGGGGCGUUCUCAUCGGCAGUUCACUACCAGUCAAGUGCCAUGGGGUAUCACUCUUCUGUACGCGCCUACGACUUUUCUGGAUAUGCGUUUGACGCUUCGAUUGGGAUAACAUUCAUGACUCUCGCAUCUGGAGGGUGUUUGUGCGUGCCAUCAGAUGCAGACCGAAAAAACAAUCUCACAUCAUCUUUGGUGGCGACCAAGGCGAAUCACGUUGAUUUGACGCCCUCAGUAUCUCGCACGCUUCAACGGGAGCGUUUAGUCGAUCUCAAGGUCUUGGUUAUUGGCGGUGAGGCUGCUACUCAGGGUGAUUUCCAAGGGUGGCCUAAUGGGGUAUCUGUAAUAAAUGCAUACGGCCCAUCUGAAUGUACACCUACCAGCACCAUUCAGCACUGCUCUCGAGAUAAAACCAAUCCUUCAAACAUUGGCUUUGGUGUAGGAACAGUCACCUGGAUAACAGAUCCGGAUAAUUCACAAAGAUUGUCACCUAUUGGGGCCAUCGGUGAGCUUGUUCUCGAAGGUCCUCUAGUAGGCCUCGGUUACCUGGGAGAGCCGGAAAAGACUGAUUCGGUUUUCAUCAACAAUCCCACUUGGCUACUACAUGGUGCACCCGGUCACCAUGGACGGAAGGGGCGGUUGUAUAAGACAGGUGACCUGGUCCGAUAUAGCUCGGAUGGCAGCCUCGUAUUCAUAGGGCGCAAAGAUGCCCAAGUCAAGAUCCGUGGUCAACGAGUUGAACUUGGUGAGAUUGAGAACUGUUUGAGGGACUCCGUCCCAAAUCUGAAAGACGUCGUGGUUGAAGUAAUUCCACGAAAUGAUGGGGUCCCCUCGAAUGAUCGAUUGGUAGCCUUUCUCUCAUUCACUUUGCCUUGUGAUACAAGGGGAGAUGGAUAUGCCGACCGGCUUCCGAAAAAUUCUAAGUCAUCAUUUAAUGCCCGCUUAGUAGACUUGCCCGAGCAGGUAGAGGACGUGCUAUCAGCUAGCCUACCUGGCUACAUGAUUCCAACGGCUUACUUUGCCGUUGAUUGCAUCCCAACCACUCAUUCUGGCAAGACAGAUCGUCGUCUCCUGCGCGAGAUGGGAUCCAGCUUCACAGCAACACAGAUUGCCGAAUCAUUCAAAAUUAAUUCGGGACUUAGACGCGCCCCGCUUACGGAGAUUGAACGACUGUUACAUCAGAUUUGGGCGCAGGUUCUGGGUAUUGAGUCCCAAGUCAUAGGAGUAAACGAUAGCUUCUUCCGCCUUGGAGGUGACUCUAUUUUGGCAAUGAGAAUUUCGGCAAUAGCUCGUACUGAGGGAAUUAACAUCUCGACUGGCGAUAUCUUUGCCGAAAAAACUAUUGCUAAGCUUGCAGUGGCCGCUCGUGUGCAAGAAUCCAAAGAUGAAUCAUCAAUGUCACCCACGUUUUCGUCUCAGGAGGAUAUUCUCAACUUUUACAAUCGUCUUCCAUCACAUGUGGAGGUUUCCAGCCUCGAUUCUAUUGAAGACGUAUUACCAUGUACAGCUAUUCAAGAACGCAUGCUAGAGGCACGGGCAAAGAAUCCAAGACUUUAUGUGACCGAACUUGGCUUGGAGAUCAGGGCUAAGGGCAACAAUUCGGUUAGUUUCCAACGAAUUCAGCAAUCAUGGCAAACCGUUGUACGAAGACACAGUUUAUUGCGUGCCGUGUUCGUCCGUGGAUAUCCAGGCGGAUCAUUCCAGGUCGUUCUGAAGGACCCGAUUCCAGGUAUAUCCCUCCUGCGGCGAGAAUUUAGACGCUCGGCAUCAAACAAACAGUUUAUGGACGCCUCAUUCCAUGAAUCUGGUCUACAACACCAUCUGUCUGUCUAUCAGACCAACGAGACACGUACCUAUCUUCGUUUUGAGUUCAACCACGCUCUUGCAGAUGGCCAAGCCAUCGACAUCCUCGUCCGAGAUUUCCAGCUUGCAUACGAUAAUCGUCUCGAAUCUAACUGCCCACCUUAUUCAAGCUUCCUCAAGUAUACUAUGGCACAGUCUCACGAGCAGGGUCGUCACCACUGGUCAGGCUAUACGGAUGGCAUUGAGCCUUGCUUCUUGCCUGCCUCUACGCAAACCACAAACAACGCUCGAGGAACGUUUAGUAUUGAUGUUACAGGCCUAGACGCGCAAACGAUUACCAAAUUCUGUGCAGAACGAGAAGUCUCCAUAGCAAAUAUCCUACAAGUCGCUUGGGCCAUAGUUUUGAGGCACUGGACAGGAUCACGAGCUCCCUGCUUCGGUAACAUUGUCUCAGCGCGAGAUGCCCCGGUUGAUGGAGUUGACGAAAUGAUGGGACCUCUAUUCUAUCUGAUGCCAAGUCAAGUUCGGUUACAUGAUGAUCACACUAUUAUAGAUAUCUUGAGGAAUGCCCGUGAAGAGUUCGUGCAAAACGUGAGGCAUCAGGCUUACUCUGUGGCACAGCUUUGGCAGGACCUCAGAGCUCGUGGCUCUGACAACAUGUUCAACACGGCCUUGUCUAUUGCUAGACAUACUGAAGAGCUGCAAGAGACAUCUGAUGGGCAUUCACUUGACGUGAUAGAUAAUUCUGACCCAGUAGAGUACGCCGUCUACAUUAGAGGCGCACUCAGUGAUGAGUGUGUGUAUAUCUCUUUGGAGUUUUGGGAAGAGCAUACGUCCAGAGCAGAUGGUGGAAAGAUAGCAACUGAAUUGGGCAAAGCAGUUUCACUUGCUGUGUCACACCCCGAGUGGGAUAUAGGGAGUCUUAUGGGAGAGUUAUCUGCUGAGUGA
Molecule: messenger RNA, 20898 nt
Organism: Trichoderma virens Gv29-8
Lineage: Eukaryota; Fungi; Ascomycota; Sordariomycetes; Hypocreales; Hypocreaceae
Product: non-ribosomal peptide synthetase
Exons: 2
Coding region: 1-20898 (6965 amino acids)
Biological process (GO): amino acid activation for nonribosomal peptide biosynthetic process; secondary metabolite biosynthetic process
Cellular component (GO): cytoplasm
Molecular function (GO): phosphopantetheine binding; catalytic activity
Source: RefSeq, a predicted model, not a curated record